Molecule: messenger RNA, 1212 nt
Organism: Callorhinus ursinus (northern fur seal)
Lineage: Eukaryota; Metazoa; Chordata; Mammalia; Carnivora; Otariidae
Source: RefSeq, a predicted model, not a curated record
AUGAGCACAUCAGCCCCUCCCACUGCCAUGCUUCUCCGGAGGCUGAGGCGGCUCUCUUGGGGCAGCACCGCUGUCCAGCUCUUGAUCUUAACGGUGGUGACAUUCGGCUUGCUGGCCCCCCUAGCCUGUCACCGGCUCCUGCACUCUUAUUUCUAUCUGCGCCAUUGGCACCUGAACCAAAUGAGUCAAGAGUUCCUGCAGCAAAGUUUGAAAGAGGGUGAAGCUGCCCUCCACUACUUUGAGGAGCUGCCAUCUGCCAAUGGCUCGGUGCCCAUCGUCUGGCAGGCCACCCCCCGCCCCUGGCUGGUCAUCACCAUCAUCACUGUCGACAGGCAGCCUGGCUUCCACUAUGUCUUGCAGGUGGUGUCCCAGUUUCACCGGCUUCUGCAACAAUGCGGCCCCCAGUGCGAGGGGCACCAGCUCUUCCUAUGCAAUGUGGAACGUAGCGUGAGCCACUUCGAUGCCAAGCUGCUGUCGAAGUAUGUCCCGGUGGCCAACCGCUAUGAGGGCACUGAGGAUGAUUAUGGUGAUGACCCUUCGACCAACUCGUUUGAGAAAGAGAAGCAGGACUAUGUCUAUUGCCUGGAGUCCUCCCUGCAGACCUACAACCCAGACUAUGUCCUGAUGGUGGAAGAUGACGCCGUCCCAGAAGAGCAAAUCUUCCCAGUUUUGGAGCACCUUUUGCGGGCUCGCUUCUCCGAGCCACACCUCAGAGAUGCCCUUUAUCUGAAGCUCUAUCAUCCCGAGAGGCUCCAGCACUACAUCAACCCAGAGCCCAUGCGGAUCCUGGAGUGGGUCGGCGUGGGCAUGUUGCUGGGGCCCUUGCUAACCUGGAUAUACAUGCGGUUUGCCAGCCGUCCAGGGUUCAGCUGGCCCGUCAUGCUCUUCUUCUCCCUGUACAGCAUGGGUCUGGUAGAACUGGUGGGCCGGCACUAUUUCCUGGAACUGCGGCGGCUGAGUCCUUCCCUGUACAGCGUGGUCCCUGCCUCUCAGUGUUGCACCCCCGCCAUGCUCUUCCCUGCCCCUGCGGCCCGCCGGACCCUCACCUACCUGUCUCAGGUGUACUGCCACAAGGGCUUUGGCAAGGACAUGGCACUCUACUCACUGUUGAGGGCCAAGGGGGAGCGGGCCUAUGUGGUGGAGCCCAACCUCGUGAAGCACAUCGGGCUCUUCUCCAGCCUCCGGUACAACUUUCAUCCCAGUCUGCUGUAG